GCGCUGUGCUCAUCCCAGAACCGGGAGGGCCACGGCCACCGGAAGAGUCGCGGUCGCCAGCGGAGCGCCGGGAGAAGCGAGCGGAAGCGGCGCUGGCGGCGGCGCUGGGACCCGGGAGCGGUCGGAGAACAAGGGAGCUGGCGCGGCGGCCGAGCGGGGCUGAGUCGCGGGCCGCGCUGAGCGCCGCCGCCUAAGAGGCCCGGCCCGGCUGCCAGAGCAGGCCGCGGGGCCGAGGCCGGAGCCAUGGGCGAGACCAAGAUCAUCUACCACCUGGACGGCCAGGAGACGCCCUACUUGGUGAAGCUGCCCCUGCCGGCCGAACGCGUCACCUUGGCGGACUUUAAGGGCGUUCUGCAGCGACCCAGCUAUAAGUUCUUCUUCAAGUCUAUGGACGACGAUUUCGGAGUGGUGAAAGAGGAGAUCUCAGAUGACAAUGCCAAGCUACCCUGCUUCAAUGGCCGGGUGGUGUCCUGGCUGGUGUCAGCUGAAGGCGUUCACCCAGAACCAGCCUCCUUCUGUGCUGACAACCCACCAGAGCUGCCACCUCCUUUGGAGCGCACAGGAGGCAUUGGGGACUCUCGACCCCCAUCCUUCCACCCUCAUGCUGGUGGAGGCAGCCAGGAGAACCUGGAUAAUGACACAGAGACUGACUCCUUGGUGUCUACCCAGAGAGAGCGGCCCCGCCGGAGGGAUGGCCCAGAGCAAGCAGCCCGGCCUAAUGGAACUGCAAAAGGGGAGCGGAGGAGGGAGCCAGGUGGCUAUGACAGUUCAUCCACCCUUAUGAGCAGUGAGCUGGAGACUACCAGCUUCUUUGACUCAGAUGAGGAUGACUCUACUAGCAGGUUCAGCAGCUCCACAGAACAAAGCAGUGCUUCACGCCUGAUGAGAAGACACAAGCGCCGGCGGAGGAAACAGAAAGUCUCUCGGAUCGAAAGGUCCUCGUCCUUCAGCAGUAUCACAGACUCCACUAUGUCUCUCAACAUCAUCACAGUUACUCUCAACAUGGAAAAGUAUAACUUCUUGGGCAUCUCCAUUGUGGGCCAAAGCAACGAGCGAGGUGACGGAGGCAUCUACAUUGGCUCCAUCAUGAAGGGUGGGGCUGUGGCAGCUGAUGGACGCAUCGAACCCGGAGAUAUGUUAUUACAGGUAAAUGAGAUCAACUUUGAGAACAUGAGUAAUGACGAUGCAGUCCGAGUACUGCGGGAGAUUGUACAUAAACCAGGGCCUAUCACCCUAACUGUAGCCAAGUGCUGGGACCCAAGUCCACGUGGUUGCUUCACAUUACCUCGGAGUGAGCCCAUCCGGCCCAUUGACCCUGCAGCCUGGGUCUCUCACACUGCAGCCAUGACGGGCACUUUCCCUGCCUACGGCAUGAGCCCCUCCCUGAGCACCAUCACCUCUACCAGCUCCUCCAUUACCAGCUCCAUUCCUGAUACAGAGCGCCUAGAUGACUUCCACUUGUCCAUCCACAGUGACAUGGCCACCAUCGUAAAAGCUAUGGCCUCUCCUGAAUCAGGGUUGGAGGUCCGAGAUCGCAUGUGGCUCAAGAUUACUAUUCCCAAUGCUUUCAUUGGCUCAGAUGUGGUGGACUGGCUGUACCACAAUGUGGAAGGCUUCACUGACCGGCGGGAGGCCCGAAAGUAUGCCAGCAACCUGCUGAAAGCCGGCUUCAUCCGCCACACCGUCAACAAGAUCACCUUCUCUGAGCAGUGCUACUACAUCUUCGGUGACCUCUGUGACAUGGCCAACCUGACCCUUCAGGACCACGACGGCUCCAGUGGCGCAUCUGACCAGGACACACUGGCUCCUUUGCCACACCCUGGGGCUGCCCCCUGGCCUAUGGCUUUCCCUUACCAGUACCCACCGCCUCCACACCCCUACAACCCACACCCAGGCUUUCCAGAACUGGGCUACAGCUACGGAGGGGGCAGUGCCAGCAGUCAGCACAGUGAAGGCAGUCGCAGCAGUGGCUCCAACCGUAGUGGCAGUGACCGGCGUAAGGAGAAGGACCCAAAGGCUGGGGACUCCAAGUCAGGGGGCAGCGGCAGCGAGUCAGACCACACUACACGCAGCAGUCUGCGGGGGUCGCGGGAACCUCGGGAGCGGGCGCCAAGCGAGCGUUCGGGCCCAGCGGCCAGUGAGCACAGUCACCGCAGCCAUCACUCGCUGACCAGCAGCCUGCGCAGCCAUCACACACACCCGAGCUAUGGCCCACCCGGAGUGCCCCCUCUCUACGGCCCUCCAAUGCUAAUGAUGGCCCCACCACCCGCAGCCAUGGGGCCCCCAGGAGCCCCUCCGGGCCGAGACCUGGCAUCUGUGCCCCCGGAACUCACAGCCAGCAGACAGUCCUUCCGCAUGGCGAUGGGAAACCCCAGUGAGUUCUUUGUGGAUGUGAUGUGAUCAGGGCCCCUCUCCCACUCCCAACCCCACCCCAGCAGGCUGCACCCCUAUCUCCUAUUACUUAGUCUUUUUUACUUUGGUACCUGAAAGAGAAAUAAAUGGAACUAAACCUAGGCAUGAUACCUGCUUGCUGGGAGCCCCUAACCUGCCUCUGGCCCAGCUGGUGCCUCUGCCCACUAAACCGGCUGCAGGGCUUCCCAGGAUCUCUCAUAUCCCUGGCUCUAGACUUGCUGGUGCUUUCUCUCCUCUGCCCCACCCUCACACUUAGGAGCUGACGCUAGUGGUGCCUUGGGGAGCCUCAGUACCCUUUUUCCCACCCCUCAAGCAUGUGUUCAGAUCUCUUGAUUUUGCCCCAAUACUAACAACAAAAAAAAUGGUCUUUCCCUUCCUAUCUGUCCCUGCCUGGUGCUUUAGUCCUCCACCCUACAGCCAUAGCCUCUUCCAGUAGGUAUCCAUGCCAUCCAUCCCAGCCAAUCGGAAGCCCAGACAGCCCCCUUAGGUGCCUGAGCACUAGUGGCUUCCAGGGAAUAUCUGCUGUACCUCCUAUCCACCCUUGCCUGCCCUGUGUGCUGGUUCCCUCAGACCUAACCUUACUAACAGGCUCAUCUCACUUCUGGGCCUGAAACAUUUCUUUUCUUUUUUCUCCUUCAAUUUUCCCUGGGCCUGGAGCAGCCAAGAAUUUCCGGCUCUUUGACUUUCUGUGAGCCCCCAGCAAGGGGAGGCCCAGCCUCUAAGGAGACCAGGAACUCUGCUUCAGCAGCCCCUCAGGGCUUCCCCAGGAUGUCCAGCCCCUACACCCACACUUCAGGGUCACUAGGCUUCCGGAAAAGACCCCAGCUUCACCCAUGCAUGACAGACUUUCCGGAGAAGAGGAGUAUUUCUCUCUCUCUCUCUCUCUCUCUCUCUCUCUCUCUCUCUCU
Messenger RNA from Nannospalax galili (Upper Galilee mountains blind mole rat), 3320 nucleotides. It is a transcript of the gene Dvl3, whose product is annotated as dishevelled segment polarity protein 3. The transcript has 15 exons. Gene Ontology annotation, cellular component: cytosol. Gene Ontology annotation, biological process: intracellular signal transduction; canonical Wnt signaling pathway. The record is from RefSeq and is a predicted model, not a curated record. Lineage: Eukaryota; Metazoa; Chordata; Mammalia; Rodentia; Spalacidae. Bases 244 to 2400 code for a protein of 718 amino acids. Gene Ontology annotation, molecular function: frizzled binding.